Mesorhabditis spiculigera is the source of this 918-nucleotide messenger RNA. NCBI's taxonomy places the organism in Eukaryota, Metazoa, Nematoda, Chromadorea, Rhabditida, Rhabditidae. The record is from the annotation of a GenBank genome assembly.
AUGGGCAAAGACGCAGCCCCGGCCGGGUCCACCGUCGUCUACAAGUUUUGCGUCGACUUUUUGGCGGGCGGAGCCUCGGCGGCGCUUGCUAGGACGAUCGUCGCGCCCAUUGACCGCGUCAAAAUUUUGUUACAGCUUCAAGAUGCCCAGCAGACGAUCAGCGCCGAUAAGCGGUACAAAGGAAUCGUCGACUGCUUCACGCGAGUCUGCAAAGAACAGGGCCCGAUCACCCUGUGGCGCGGCAAUGGCAUCAACGUGAUGCGCAUCUUCCCGCAGCAAGCCCUCAACUUUGCCUUCAAGGACACCUACAAGAAGUUCUUCCUCGCCGGUGUCGACAAGGACAAGCAAUUCUGGCGUUUCUUCGCCGGGAAUUUGGCUUCUGGUGGUGCGGCGGGAGCGACAAGUCUGGUCGUCAUCUACCCGCUCGAUUUUGCUAGGACUCGACUCGCUACCGAUAUUGGCAAGGGCGCGGCAGACCGCGAAUUCGCCGGCUUUAUCGAUUGCACGAAGAAGAUUAUCAAGAGUGACGGCAUCGUCGGGCUCUAUCGCGGCUUCAACUCCUCCAUCCAGGGCAUCAUCAUCUACAGAGCCAGCUAUUUCGGCCUGUUCGACACCAUCACGCAGACGGUUGUUGACGAUAGGAAGAAGCUCAACUUUUUCGCCGCCUGGAUCAUUGGCCAGUUCACCGUCGUCACUUCCGGGCUGAUCUGCUACCCGUGGGACACGGUUCGGCGCCGGAUGAUGAUGAACAGCGGCCGGGAGGCGGCGCUUUACAAGAAUACGUUAGAUUGCUGGAAGACGAUCUAUUUGAAGGAAGGCGGCAUCAAGUCGUUCUACAAGGGCGCCCUCUCCAACGUGUUCCGCGGCAUGGGCUCGGCCCUCGUCCUCGCCUUCUACUCGGAAAUCACCAAAUACGUC